GCGUCAUUUCACACAUAUUUAACUUCCUGUUUUAAAUAAAACUUCAGCCAUCUUGAUGUUUGUUACAAUGGCAGUAGAUCGUCUGCUUGUGUCCUUCAUUCUUCUCCUCAUCUGUAACACAGGGUUUAGUGCUGAGAUCUCUGUGUUUGUGCAGACGGGAGAUUCUGUUCAACUGGAUAUACAGACACAGAAACUACCAGAGUUUGAUCUUUUAUCCUGGAGAAAUGAUAAAUCAGAGAUUAUAGUUAGAUAUAUAAUUGAAUCUAAAACAGUCAAACUUCUCCCUUCCUACAAGGACAGAGUGGAUUUCAAUAAUGAAACUUUCUCUCUCACACUGAAGAACACACAGAAGACAGACAGUGGACUCUAUACAGCAAAGACAAGUGGAGAAUCAGAGAACAAUAUUGUUACAUACAGAGUAUCUGUUAUAGACGCUGUGGAGGCUCCUGUUCUGACUGUAAACUCACACUCCAGCAGUGACUCCUGUACUGUGAACUUUACAUGCAGAGCUCAUGACCUCAUGAUGAACUCUAGCUAUCAGAACAACAGAUGCUCUGCACAGGAAGUGACAUCACAAAUCAACACUCUAAUCCUGCACUGCAGUGAGGAAUCCAUCAUCUGUAACCAUAGCAACCCAGUUAGCUGGAAAAAAGACAUAGUAAACAUCAAACAGCUCUGUGGAGGUAAAGACACGCGUGUGCGUGUGUGUACUCGUCUACCUAUUUAAGUGGGGACCUUGGUG
Messenger RNA from Rhinichthys klamathensis goyatoka, 742 nucleotides. RefSeq names its product SLAM family member 9-like. Bases 56 to 727 code for a protein of 223 amino acids. NCBI's taxonomy places the organism in Eukaryota, Metazoa, Chordata, Actinopteri, Cypriniformes, Leuciscidae. The transcript is spliced from 3 exons. The record is from RefSeq and is a predicted model, not a curated record.